Messenger RNA from Magnolia sinica, 1422 nucleotides. RefSeq names its product phenylcoumaran benzylic ether reductase Pyrc5-like. The transcript has 5 exons. NCBI's taxonomy places the organism in Eukaryota, Viridiplantae, Streptophyta, Magnoliopsida, Magnoliales, Magnoliaceae. Gene Ontology annotation, molecular function: oxidoreductase activity. Bases 207 to 1133 code for a protein of 308 amino acids. The record is from RefSeq and is a predicted model, not a curated record.
UAAUAUAGAAAAUACGAGAGAGAGAGAGAGAGAGAGAGAGAGAGAGAUGCAUUUUGGUAAAUUCGCGGGUCAUCUCCCCUCUAUAAAAGGUAGCGCUGAGAAGAGUCUGUCGAUUGCAACUGAGAAAUCACAUCAUCCCACAUCUAUAAAGGAAAGAGCUAGCUGAGAAGAGUUUGUUUGUGAUUGCAAUUGAGAAAUCAAAACCAAUGGCUGAGAAAAGCAAGAUCUUGAUCAUCGGUGGGACAGGCUACAUCGGCAAGUACGUCGUGGAAGCAAGCGCCAAAGCAGGAAAUCCAACAUUCCUCCUUGCCAGAGAGAGCACUGUCUCCGAUCCCUCCAAAGCCCAACUCCUCGACACCUUCAAAAGCUUGGGCGUUUCUCUCAUCUAUGGAGACAUGUACAAUCAUGAGAGCCUUGUGAAGGCCAUCAAGCAGGUGGACGUCGUCAUCUCUACGGUGGGCCACGAACCUACCGCCGAUCAGACUAAGAUCAUCGACGCCAUCAGAGAAGCUGGUAAUAUUAAGAGAUUCUUACCAUCGGAGUUCGGAAAUGAUGUGGAUCGUGUCCAUGCUGUUGAGCCAGCCAAGUCUCUCUAUGAGAUGAAAACUCAGAUCAGGAGAGCCGUCCAAGCCUCGGGAAUUCCCUACACCUUCAUUUCCUCCAAUUUCUUUGCUGGGUAUUUCCUCCCCUCGUUAGCACAGCCAGGAGCCACUGCUCCUCCCAGAGAUAAAGCUGUGAUAUUUGGAGAUGGAAACCCCAAAGCUAUAUUUGUCAAGGAAGAAGAUAUCGGCACAUUCACGAUCAAAGCCGUGGAUGACCCAAGAACCCUGAACAAGAUCCUUUAUCUGAGGCCUGCUGGCAACAUUUACUCCUUCAAUGAGCUGGUCUCCCUUUGGGAGAGAAAGAUCGGAAAGACCCUCGAAAGGAUUUACGUUCCUGAAGAGCAAGUUCUCAAGAACAUUGAAGAAUCUCCAUAUCCGAUUAAUCGUCUCUUGUCUAUCAUGCACUGCGUGUUUGUGAAGGGGGAUCACACCAACUUCAACAUUGAUCCAUUAUGUGGGGUCGAGGCAACCGAGCUCUAUCCUGAUGUAAAAUACACCACUGUCGAUGAAUAUCUUGAUCGGUUUGUCUGAGGAUCCAAAACCUGUCUUGAGUUUUGUUUUGUUCUGUUCUUGUUGCAUUAGGUGAAUAAGUGGUUUCCCAUAUGAUUCUCCUGCGAGAGAUAUGAGUUCAGUUACUUUCAUUUCCUUGAGUUUUGUUGCAUUAGGUGAAUAAGUCGGUUUCCAAUAUGAUUCUCCUGUGAGAGAUUUGAGUUCAGUUACUUUCGUUUCCUUCGGUUAGAAACUUGUUGAGGAAAUACAACUGUAAUCUGAUCAUUUUAGACAUCUUUGGUAAGAGUUAUGGUGUGAGAAUUUCAUGUAA